AUGGUUGAGCCAUUCUGGGGUCCUCAGACCUCUUAUCUAAAUUUCUGUGAAGAGGAUUAUACAAUCACUCGAUAUAUCGCAGAAUUCAUCAAUACCAUUAGUAGUCUCACAUAUGUGGCAUAUGGACUCUAUGGUUUGUUGACCUCCCCCAAGUUCCCCACGGGCCCCCGGUUGAUCUCAUACUGUGGACUCAUGGGGGUUGGAAUUUGUUCAGCUGGCUAUCACAUGACGUUGAAGUACCACACCCAGAUGUCUGAUGAACUGUCAAUGCAUUUGCUCACUACGCCUCUUAUCUACCGUCUUCUCACCUUCAAGGCUUCACCAGAAAAAACCCGACUGAUCGGCAUCAUCCUCUCAAUAAUCUUUACAACUGUCAUGGUCACUCAUAUGGUGAUGGAUGAAUUUAUCUUGCACGCUACCACAUUUGGAUUGGGUGUCUACAUCAUUGCUACCCGGGUAUUAAAAGUCAUUCCACAGCAGGUGAAGGACCCCGUCACCAUGAAGAAGCUCCAAAACAUUGCCAUUCUUGGCCUUGGAUCUUUUGUCUUUGGCUAUGUUGUUUGGUUGAUUGAUGAAUUCGCUUGUCGUUAUCUAACCAGUGCUCGACAUACGAUUGGUCUACCUUUUGCUUUCUUGCUUGAACUGCAUGGAUGGUGGCAUGUUUUCACCGCCAUCGGAGGAUACACUGCCGUUGCAGUCAUCGACGUUGUAACGACGGGAGAAGUGACGGAUGAUCCAACGGAUACCUUUGCUUGGCCAGUCCCGCUUGCGGUGAAGCUGAUGUCUGGGAAAUCCAGUUCAGUGAAGCAAGGAUAA
Molecule: messenger RNA, 816 nt
Organism: Fusarium pseudograminearum CS3096
Lineage: Eukaryota; Fungi; Ascomycota; Sordariomycetes; Hypocreales; Nectriaceae
Exons: 7
Coding region: 1-816 (271 amino acids)
Biological process (GO): ceramide biosynthetic process; ceramide catabolic process
Cellular component (GO): endoplasmic reticulum membrane
Source: RefSeq, a predicted model, not a curated record